Messenger RNA from Pseudopipra pipra, 1962 nucleotides. Its product is annotated as neurofilament medium polypeptide-like. The transcript has 12 exons. Bases 546 to 1931 code for a protein of 461 amino acids. NCBI's taxonomy places the organism in Eukaryota, Metazoa, Chordata, Aves, Passeriformes, Pipridae. The record is from RefSeq and is a predicted model, not a curated record.
AUAAAGCUUUAUCAUUUCAAGCAACUAUGUUCUCCCACCCAUCUCCUGUCUCCCUUGCAAUGUUAUUGAUUACUUUUGCUAUGUGCUAAAAGCCCUUCUUUUCCGGCUUUCCCUGUCAGUCUCUGAUCUUAUCCAUUCAGGCAAGCCAUAGUUCCCCUUUAUCCUAACUGCCCACAAUUGGGCAGACCCCCUACUUGCGAGCAGUUAAAAUUUGCAGCAGGCAGGGGCCACUGGCUGUGCCCCCCUCACCCCAGCGGGGACCCCGGGGCUCUGCCGUUCCUCUCCCGCCCCAGGAGCCGCCCCCUGCUCGGAGCAUUUUCGCUUUCGGUUUCCAGGGAUUUCCGAGAAACUGGUGUAAACCCGAGAACUGGGGUGCCAGGGCAUAAAGGGCAGGGGUGGAUCCUGUAGGAGUGGGGUAGGACAGGAGGAAUAUAAGCGUCAGGAGCUCCCCGGUGCUCCCUGCGGAGCCGCUUCGUCCCGACCUUCUUCCAGCCCCUCCAUCCCAGACCCUCCCUCCUCCUCCUCAGUGGUGCAGGGAGACCAGAAUGGGAUCCAAAACAUCACAGCCUGAUCCUGCUGCUGCUCAGAGAGAGGAGUCGGAGUCCCUUCCCUGCUCCAAGGUGAAGGUCCUGGGCCGUGACAUGCCCGGGGAGCCUCAGCAGGACAGCUCCUGGCAGAGGGUGUCCUUGGUCACAGCGGCUUCUGUGACCAAAUACUCUGGAGCAGCCCAAGAGCUGGAUGGGAGAGCGAACCCUGAGAAAAGGACCUGGGAGAGAAGAAGCAUGGCAGGCAUUGGAACAGUUGCUGAUACAGUUGGUGUGAAGCUGGUUGAGAAACUCAUAGAUGAGAUCUGCGAGGGAACAAAAAAAGAACGGGAGGCAGAGGCCACAAAGCCUCAGGAAUCUUGGAUGAAGGAGGACUUCCAGGAGCUCAUCCAACAAAUGAAAGCUAUGCGUGAAGAUCUCCAGAAAGGGCAGGAAUCCAGUAAGUGUGAUAUUCAGCUGCUCAUAGAAGGCCUGAAGAAGGAACUAGAAAAAGAACGGGAGGCAGAGGCCACAAAGCCUCAGGAAUCUUGGAUGAAGGAGGACUUCCAGGAGCUCAUCCAACAAAUGAAAGCUAUGCGUGAAGAUCUCCAGAAAGGGCAGGAAUCCAGUAAGUGUGAUAUUCAGCUGCUCAUAGAAGGCCUGAAGAAGGAACUAGAAAAAGAACGGGAGGCAGAGGCCACAAAGCCUCAGGAAUCUUGGAUGAAGGAGGACUUCCAGGAGCUCAUCCAACAAAUGAAAGCUAUGCGUGAAGAUCUCCAGAAAGGGCAGGAAUCCAGUAAGUGUGAUAUUCAGCUGCUCAUAGAAGGCCUGAAGAAGGAACUAGGAAAGACAGAGGAGGGAAAUCCCUCAAAGUCUCAGGGAUCUGGGAUGGAGGAGACCCUUGUGCAGCUCUGCAAAGAAAUGAAAGCUAUGCGUGAAGAUCUCCAGAAAGGGCAGGAAUCCACAAAUUGCCUUAUUCAGCUGCUCGUAGAAGACCUGAACAAGGAACAAGGAAAGACAGAAAAGAAAAAUACCCCAAAUCCUCAGGGAUCCGGGAGUGAGGAGACCCUUCUGCAGUUCUGCAAACAAAUGAAAACUAUGUGUGAAGAUCUCCAGAAAGGGCAGGAAUCCACAAAGCAGGAUAUUCAGCUGCUCAGAGCAGACCUGAACAAAGAACUAGACAGGAAAAUGAAGAAAAUGGCAAAGGCCCAGGAAUCCAAGAUGGACAAGAAACUCCAGCAGCUCUUCCAGAGAAUUCUGGAACGUGAAUUACAUGGGAGGCAGCACAUCCUUCAGCUCCCCAGAGCAGAAAUGGAGAUAGAACAAGCUGUGCCGAUAGAAAGUGCAUCAGAAGACGAGGGCACUGACACAGAUGCACAGACAACUCCUGAGCAGGUGAAUCAUUGAUCAACAAAAUUAAAGUCUGGCUCUCAUUACA